Molecule: messenger RNA, 884 nt
Organism: Acromyrmex echinatior (Panamanian leafcutter ant)
Lineage: Eukaryota; Metazoa; Arthropoda; Insecta; Hymenoptera; Formicidae
Product: odorant receptor 22c-like
Biological process (GO): detection of chemical stimulus involved in sensory perception of smell; sensory perception of smell
Cellular component (GO): plasma membrane
Molecular function (GO): olfactory receptor activity; odorant binding
Source: RefSeq, a predicted model, not a curated record
ACAAGAUUUUUUAUUGUACUCGUCCUUUUUUGGUGUAAACAGCGAACAUUCAGUAAGAUAUUAACGAUGAUGGCGAUUGAUUGGGAAAAAUGUUCUAGCACAAAAUUCAGUAUAUUCGCGACAUACAAUGCUAAACUGUCGGAGCGCUUCGUUAACAUGACGGUGAUUCUUUAUUCGAUAGCUGCAAUUCUUACUGGCACCAAGAUCUUUAUAAAACACAUGGAUAGCGGCAAUGCUUCCAAUGUUUCCACACGAUUGCUCAUUGUAGAGAUGGAUCUGCCAUUUGAUACUAACCAAAGAUUCGUAUAUGAAUCUGUCAUAAUUAUCCAAUUUUUUCAUUUAUUCCUGUGUUCCAACGUUAUGGGUGUAUUUAAUGCUUUACUCAUAAAUCUGAUAUUGCAUAUAGGCGGUCAAAUCGAUAUUCUGCGUGAGAGUUUGAUAGGAAUUAUUCCGAAGAAAGACAGGGAUAGCUCGAAUCAUUUUACGAUUAAAGAAAUAAUAAAAAAACAUCAGAAAAUCAUUACCUUCUCGGAGCAUAUCGAGCAUCUGUAUUCGUAUAUCGCGAUGGUGCUGUUUGUAUCGGAUAUUCUGAUUAUCUGCUGCUUAGGUUCUACAAUUGUCGCGUCAAUAGGUCGACCUGACGUUUUGAAAAAUAUAAUUAGGGUCGUCUUAUUUUACUUCGUCAUGAAUAUGGAAGCAUUCGUAUUUUGCUUUGCUGGAGAAUACUUGAGCGCUAAGAUUAUAAAAACUUCAGGGUCCUAUAUAUCCAUCCUACUUGCGAUGUGUUGAAGCUAUAUUAUAUUUACAUUCAAUUUCUAACUAGCAUUAGCAGUUAUUGUUAAUAGGUAUUGUUUAAUUAUUAGAAAAUUUGCACAUAAAUUAAU